CCCUGGAAUCGCUGUUGUGCAUCCAACGUGGGACUACGGGACGAUCACCCAGAAAAAAAGGAAAAGUAACGCAAGAAAGGAAAAAACUCAUGGUGGUGGUACACAGUCGGAAGGAGGGGGGACAUUAUUUUACUAUUAAUUGGAUCGUCGAGAUUUUGUGACCACAGACUGCACCUGAUAAGCUGUCGGUUGAGUUAUUCUGGACCGGACUGUGUGUAUUUAAAAGUUGGAUUUAUUCGACUAACGUGAACGUUACAGCGGCGAAGUGCUGGUGAGAUUUGGACGGUAUGCAGCGCUCGGCUGGAGAGACCAACGCUGGAGUGUCCGGCACUAUUGCUGCGGGUCUUAACUUAUUUACUACAUCUUCAACUGUGUAGUGGACAUUUUACAACACCGUCAGAAGUCAACGUGCAACGUUUUGCUAAGUUUCAAACAUUUCGCCAGCUGCUCCGUUGAUCAACAAUUCAUCUGAGAGCUAUCCCAGGCGCACUGUGUCCUUUAACAUUUUGCUGUUGCAUGUUUUCAAACAUGUCACCAAAACAGCUAUCCUAUCGAGAACGUAGUUGUUCUAGCCCUUUAUGAACAUACUAUUUCAACUUGAAUUUCAGUUCAGGGCGAUAUACAAGUUCGCUGUAACAUCCUUUUGCUGCUUUAUCUGUGAAUCACCUUUGAUUUUUAGCCCGCGUCGGACACCAGCGGAGAAAGUUGGACUGGGAACUUGUGUCCUACAUGACUGGGACUGGGAUGGGAAACGUUUUACUGCACCACAGUUGUUUAUGCUAGCCUCUGUAGUACAAGAAGACAAUUCAUGUGCUAUAAAAGGCAUUCAGUCUCUCCGAAGCUACAUUAAUAUUCCAGUUUGUGGAGAGAGCUCAGCGGCCGCGCUAUUAAUACUGGAUACAAAAUGGCGGCGUCCCUGGGACGUUUUGGAUAUCUUUCUUCUUCUGUUUUUUAUUUAAUUUUGUCGGUCGAACUAUUCAUCAGUUACGGAGUGAGUUCAGACUUGCCGUGUGCCCAGAACUGUACCUGCAGCGGAGAUUCAGUGGACUGUAGUAACCUGGAGCUGACAGCUACGCCUCUGGACCUUCCAGUCCGGACUGUUUCCUUGAAUCUUGGCCACAACAAGUUGUCCGACAUCAAUGUUGAAGCUUUUGAGAACCUUCCCAACUUGAAAGAGCUGCGGCUGGACCACAAUGAGCUGACCUCCAUACCAGAUUUAGGACAGGCUGCUCCCAAGAUUGUAUCUCUCUACCUACAUCAUAAUAAGCUCCGCAGUAUAGACGGCAGGCGGACCAGAGAGCUGGCUUCUGUGGAAACCCUGGACCUGAGCAAUAAUGGCAUCACUGAGCUCCGAGGGCAGUGCUUUCCCGCAGGCCUCCAAAUCAGAGACCUCUACCUGAGCAACAACAAGAUCAGCGUAUUGGAGCUCGGAGCUCUGGACCAUCUGGGCUCGACUCUACAGGUCCUGAGACUGAGCCGAAACCGCAUCAGCCAGAUCCCUGUGAGAGCCUUCCAGCUCCCGAGGCUCACCCAGCUUGAGCUGAACAGGAACCGUAUUCGUCAGGUGGAGGGUCUGACCUUCCAGGGUCUGUCCAGCCUGGAGGUACUCAAGCUUCAAAGAAACAGCAUCAACAAACUGACUGACGGGGCCUUCUGGGAUCUGGCCAAGAUGAAAGUCCUUCACCUGGACUACAACAGCCUGACAGAGGUAAACAGUGGCUCCCUGUAUGGCCUGACAUCCCUUCAGCAGUUAUUCCUCAGUAACAACUCUAUAGCCCGCAUCAACCCUGAUGGAUGGAAGUUCUGCCAGAAGCUGAGGGAACUGAAUCUGUCGUACAACAACUUGACUCGUCUGGAUGAAGGCAGUCUGGCUGUGCUAGGGGAUCUCCACACCCUCCGUCUGGGCCACAACUCCAUCAGCCACAUCACCGAGGGAGCCUUCAGAGGCCUCAAGGCCGUACGCAUCCUGGAGCUGGACCAUAAUGACAUCUCUGGCACAAUAGAGGACACCAACGGGGCCUUCUCUGGAUUGGACAGCCUCAACAAGCUGACUCUGUUUGGAAACAAGAUCAAAUCGGUGGCCAAGAAAGCCUUCUCUGGCCUAGAGACCCUGGAACACCUGAACUUGGGAGAGAAUUCUGUUCGUUCCAUCCAGCCCGAUGCUUUCAGCAAAAUGAAGAACCUCAAAACCCUUUUGAUUCAGAGCGACAGCUUCCUGUGCGACUGCCAGCUUCACUGGCUGCCUGACUGGUUGGUGACACGUGGUCUGCAGGCUGGUGUCAAUGCCACCUGUGCCCACCCGGAGAGCCUUAAGGGCACCAGCAUCUUCCAGGCCCCGUCCAACAGCUUUGUGUGUGACGAUCUUCCAAAGCCCCAAAUCACCGUGCAGCCAGAAACGUUGGUGACGGUCCUUGGUAGCGACGUGCGUCUCACCUGCACGGCGGCGAGCAGCAGCACCUCCCCGAUGACCUUUGCGUGGCGUAAGGACCAGGAGCUGCUUCGCCAGGCCGAGACGGAGAACUACGCCCACGUGCACGCUCACCACCAAGGCGCGACAUCUGAUGUGCCAGGUGCAGGUGGAGGUGUGAUGGAGUACACCACUAUCCUGCACCUGCGGCGUGUCACUUUCGCCCACGAGGGCCGUUACCAGUGCAUCAUCACCAACCACUUUGGCUCCACCUACUCCAGCAAGGCCCGUCUCAUUGUCAACGUUCUCCCGUCCUUCGUGAAGACUCCCAGGGACAGCACCAUCAGGACGGGCCACACGGCGAGGCUGGAGUGCGCCGCAGAGGGCCACCCGACACCGCAGAUCGCCUGGCAGAAGGACGGCGGCACGGAUUUCCCCGCUGCCCGAGAGCGCCGAAUGCACGUCAUGCCCGACGAUGACGUGUUCUUCAUCAUGGACGUCAAGCCGGAGGACAUGGGCGUGUACAGCUGCACUGCCAAAAACACAGCGGGCACCGCCUCUGCCAACGCCACCCUCACCGUGCUGGAAACGCCCCACCUGGCCCAGGACCUGGAGGACCGCAGCGUGGCGGUCGGCGACACGGUGGCCCUGCAGUGCAAGGCCCUGGGCAGCCCGCCGCCGCGCAUCACCUGGCUGCGCGACGACCAGCCGCUGCGCCCCUCCGACAGACACCACUUCACCCCGGGGAACCAGCUGCUGGUCAUCGGCUCGGCGUCGCUGGAGGACGCCGGCCGCUACACCUGCCUCAUGUCCAACGCGCUGGGCACGGAGCGCGCUCACAGCCAGCUGGUGGUGACCCAGCGCCGCGGCCCCUGCACGCCACCGGCGGGGCCGAGCACGGUCACGAUCGGGAUCAUAGUCAUCGCCGUGGUGACGAGCAUCGUGGUGACGUCGCUGGUGUGGGUCUGCAUCAUCUACCAGACCAGGAAGAAGAGCGAGGAGUGCAGUGUCACCAACACAGAUGAGACGAUAGUUCCCCCAGACGUCCCCAGCUACCUGUCCUCCCAGGGCACGCUGUCCGAGCGCCAGGAUGUGUGUAUCCGCGUGGAGGCCGGCGGCGGCGGCCCUCAGCCCAACGGACACAUCGUAGACCCCACAGGUUUCACCGGCGCAGUAGUGUGUACAGACUGCAUGGAGAACGGCAGCAGCUACUCCAAAGACUCUGACUACCUGACACACGGGUUCGGCCACGCUGGAUGCAUGGAGUACCAGCAGCACUCGGUCCCCCCACCUUACUCUCACCGUCAUCCAGGGGAGCUGCAUGACGCAGGGCCACGCUCAGCCCCGUUCUGCAACGGGACGCCCAACGGGCUCCGGAAGGACAUUCAAGGAUCCGUGUUUCCAAAAAACCACGAUACAUUACAACUGGACCAACAUGAUAGAAAAGCGAGCAGAGGAGGACAAACGCCGGCGCGCUCCCCGUCACAGGAGGACUCCUUCCACAAGCCGGUGAAGCUGGCCGGCGUGACGGGCAACAGCCGUCUCGAAAGUGACUGUGAGCCUGAGCUCAGGCAGACUCUGCUGUCCAAUGGACACACCCUCAGAGCCUCUCAGAAUGAGAGCGCCCCCCUAAGGAGAGCCAGCGACUAGCAGGCACUUCAUCCAGCCCAAAAGCGGACUCGCGAUUGCUGAGUGGACUUUUAUUUUUUUUUUGCACUGGGAAAUAAACUGCUACCUCAUAUCGAGGCGAUUGAUCCUGAGCCUCCUGGAUCUGGACUGAAAGGGAGCACCGGGACGUGAAAAAACGCAGGGGGCAUCCGGAGUUUGAAGGUGGAGCUUGUGUGGGUGGCGUCCCAUCUGAGCGUAUCAGCUGUAUAUAGUUAAAAACCUUCCUUUGGGAGGUGACCAAUAAAAAUUCUAGCUCCAAAAAAUGUGACUUGCAUUUGAAGCAUGUAAAUGUAGGGAAUCUUGUACAGUACAUGUAUGUGCAGGGAGAAAAAAAGAGAAAUAUACCUUUGGACAUUUGACUGUA
This is a messenger RNA of Perca flavescens (yellow perch), 4439 nucleotides long. It is a transcript of the gene lrig1, whose product is annotated as leucine-rich repeats and immunoglobulin-like domains 1. Lineage: Eukaryota; Metazoa; Chordata; Actinopteri; Perciformes; Percidae. Gene Ontology annotation, molecular function: protein binding. Bases 905 to 4057 code for a protein of 1050 amino acids. The record is from RefSeq and is a predicted model, not a curated record. The transcript is spliced from 18 exons.